Molecule: messenger RNA, 1803 nt
Organism: Andrographis paniculata
Lineage: Eukaryota; Viridiplantae; Streptophyta; Magnoliopsida; Lamiales; Acanthaceae
Product: tubulin alpha-5 chain
Exons: 5
Coding region: 232-1581 (449 amino acids)
Biological process (GO): microtubule cytoskeleton organization; mitotic cell cycle
Cellular component (GO): microtubule; cytoplasm
Molecular function (GO): GTP binding; structural constituent of cytoskeleton
Source: RefSeq, a predicted model, not a curated record
AGAGCGGAGGAGGAGAGAGAAUCAAGGGGAGGGGUCAAAACUGCGAACUGCAUCAUCGCCAAAUCCAGUGUCAUUAUAUCCUCGCUGGGUUGCGCUCUUCUGCCCAUUUGCUGAGAAAAAGCGAGGCGGAAGGAGGACAAGUUGCAGGUCCGAACCUGAACCUGUUGUCGAGGACGAGGAGGAUAUAAAUCGGAAGGGUUUGGGUUAUUUGGGAUCUGGGGAUUCUUCGAAAUGAGAGAAAUCAUAAGCAUUCAUAUUGGUCAGGCUGGGAUUCAGGUCGGGAAUUCCUGCUGGGAACUGUACUGCCUGGAGCAUGGCAUCCAGCCCGAUGGCAUGAUGCCCAGUGAUACAACUGUAGGUGUGGCGCACGAUGCUUUCAACACCUUCUUCAGCGAGACCGGAUCUGGAAAGCACGUCCCCAGAGCCAUAUUCGUUGACCUCGAACCUACCGUCAUCGAUGAGGUCCGCACUGGCGGUUACCGCCAGCUUUUCCAUCCCGAGCAGCUCAUCUCCGGGAAGGAAGAUGCUGCCAACAACUUUGCUAGAGGACACUAUACAGUGGGAAAGGAGAUCGUCGAUCUGUGCUUAGAUCGAGUAAGGAAGUUAGCCGAUAACUGCACAGGCUUGCAAGGGUUCUUGGUCUUCAAUGCUGUAGGAGGUGGUACUGGUUCUGGUUUGGGGUCAUUGCUCCUCGAACGGUUGUCAGUCGAUUAUGGGAAAAAGUCGAAGCUUGGUUUCACAAUCUACCCUUCUCCCCAGGUGUCGACAGCUGUCGUUGAGCCCUACAACAGUGUUCUUUCCACCCAUUCCCUCCUCGAACACACUGAUGUUGCGGUGCUCUUGGACAAUGAGGCCAUUUAUGACAUAUGCCGAAGGUCUUUAGACAUCGAGAGGCCCACUUACACCAACUUGAACCGAUUGAUCUCUCAGAUCAUAUCCUCCCUCACAACUUCCCUGAGGUUCGAUGGAGCCAUUAACGUGGACAUCACGGAGUUCCAGACCAACCUUGUCCCAUACCCUCGCAUCCAUUUCAUGUUGUCUUCGUACGCCCCUGUGAUCUCAGCCUCGAAAGCUUACCAUGAGCAGCUGUCGGUCCCUGAAAUAACAAAUGCAGUGUUUGAGCCCUCAAGCAUGAUGGCUAAAUGCGAUCCAAGGCACGGUAAGUACAUGGCCUGUUGCUUGAUGUACCGUGGCGAUGUUGUCCCCAAGGAUGUCAAUGCUGCUGUUGCAACCAUCAAAACUAAGAGGACCGUUCAGUUUGUCGACUGGUGCCCGACGGGCUUCAAGUGUGGAAUCAACUACCAACCACCAACGGUGGUGCCCGGAGGAGAUCUUGCCAAAGUACAGCGGGCUGUGUGCAUGAUCAGCAACAACACGGCUGUUGCGGAGGUAUUCUCUCGCAUCGACCACAAGUUCGACCUCAUGUACUCCAAGAGGGCAUUUGUACACUGGUACGUUGGUGAAGGAAUGGAGGAGGGCGAAUUCAGCGAGGCCCGUGAAGAUUUAGCUGCACUCGAAAAGGACUAUGAAGAAGUUGGAAUGGAGGGUGUCGAUGAAGACGAGGAGUAUGAAGAGGAAUAAACAAGAUGAUGACUAGAUAACUCCAUUAAAUCUUGAAGGGGAUUGAUUACCUUUAUGUGUGUUUUGCAUUGUUGGUCUUUGAUUCGAACUCUUCUCAAAUUUGUGUUCAGUUUGGUUUUCUUCAAUCUGUAAGAUCCUAUCCAAGUCAAGUUUCUGCUGCUUAUAUUGAGGACAAUAUCAUGUUUACAUGUCUAUGAAGUCAAUCAAUGGUGUAUUGCUUUC